Mucor mucedo is the source of this 4927-nucleotide messenger RNA. RefSeq lists its product as uncharacterized. The record is from RefSeq and is a predicted model, not a curated record. The transcript is spliced from 6 exons. The coding region runs from base 200 to 4858 and encodes 1552 amino acids. NCBI's taxonomy places the organism in Eukaryota, Fungi, Mucoromycota, Mucoromycetes, Mucorales, Mucoraceae.
ACUCAUAUGGUAGGCCAGGUGAAAACCUUCAAGGCUGUGAAAGAAUUGAGUACAUAUGAAACAAACCUUCAACAUAUGUAUGCUGCCCUAUUGACUACAGGAAUACGAACACACUGGUGCCCACUGUUUAAAGAAAUCAUUUCAACCAGUCAACCGAGUUCGAAUAUGAGCCUAGUUCAUGCGAAAAUGACGACUGCCAAUGAUGAAAAGUAAUGAGGUAGUUGUAUCUGUUGAGCAAACGAUUAAAAAAAGACAUCAUGUUCAAUAUAUAUCCACUUCAAUCAACGACUCUGAUUAUUUCAUGUGUAUUCAUUUUGAAAAUCGAUUUGAUCAUGCACGUGCAACUGUAUAUUACCAACACAACAUCAGUCAUUCAAUAGCAACCACUCUCCUUUCGGGUCUUGUCCAGUUAAAGCCUUUCCCGUACAUCAGUCAAUGCGAUAAGGCCAUUAAAAUACAAACAUCGAGUUACACAAAUAAUCAAUUCGAACUGGAAUACACAUUUACUGAACAAAAUUAUGAUAACGGACAGAUUGUUGCAGUUGACAUACUGGAUAACAAACGCCAUCAUUGGCAUAGUAGGUCAUGGGAUCAAUCUUUAGAAAACCACCAAACAUUAAGAAAAAACAAGUUUCUGUCCUCUUCUUCCCUUUUGUUUCCUUCUUCACCCAAACUAAAUCGCACCAGAGUCAUGUCUUCUUAUCCAGACAAACAACCUUUUUGGAAUGAUGAUGAAGAAGAAGAAGGGGAUGAGGAUUUAAAAGUAACCAGUCAAUCACUCAAAGAUGAGUUACGUAUCGAAGUCAAUGAUGUUCCCGAAUUAACCAUUUCAUUACCGGAUAAUCAUGAAUGGUCCGACAAAUUUGCUCAACUCUGUGUACGAUGUUAUAAACGACCCAUGGCCGCUGGUUAUGUCAUCCAAAUCUUGCAUCCUUAUAAGCUGAUGCAGUAUUUCCACGAGGAACAGGAGGAAACCAUGAAACUGGAUGAACAAGAGGAUAUUCGAGUGCGCGUGGUACUUAAACCAUCAUCUCAGCAUAAAUUCAUUGUGAAUGAUAAUGAAUGGCCCGUGAGAUCUUGGAACUUGUCCACACACGAGGACAGAAGUUGUAGUGCAAGUGAUGAAGAAGAUGAUAUAUUUGUUGAUGGCAUGGAAAAUAUGGAUUCAGCUGUUGUGGAACCAAUCAUUACACCGCCCCCAAAAUUACAAUUCUCGCCUCAAAGUUCAAAUGAUUUCAAGCACUUGUUGGUCGAGCCACCCCUUUUACAAAAGGAAAAAUUAUCCCCACCUACCCAACAACAAAAACACAUUGCUGUACCCAAGAAAGUAAAUAUUGAGACGAUAAGCAAUGUUGAAAUACCACCGCCACCACCUCCACCACCAGAUGACAUUGAAAUAGCAAUUGAGACCAUCCUUCCUGAUAACGACCCUGUCGCCUUGCAGAAAAUAUACCCGCAGUUCUCGGAAUACAUCCAUCCACCCUAUGAACCUGUACUUAUUCAAGCCCCAACAAAAGAGAACGGACAUGUUGCGAUCAAGAAGCUAGAAAUACCCAACCAUCCCAUGGGAGGUUUUUUAAGUGAAUCGACCUGGAAGGAUUGUAGUAUAUGGGACAUUAAGGCCGUACUGGAAAGUGCAGGAGCAAGAAAAAUAUGGGACAAUACGUUUGAAUCUACCACAUUUCUACAUGCGUUGACACCCACGAGCUCUAUUUGGCAUACAAAGAUGAAGGGAGCUUGGCCAGUAAAUCCACGUGACGAUGUCUGUUUCCAUGGUCAGUACACCUCUGCAUACCGUAUCGAUCUCUUGCAGACAUCUUGUAUAGGUGAUUCAUUUCAAUAUAAACCAUUACCCAAGGAAACCUCGGGUUAUAUUCGAGCUACUAUCGACCUUAUGGGCUGGCGAUUAGAACGACUUGAUGCAAACACAGUAUCUACUCGACAGAUCUUAAUCACUCAAUUCCCCACUUGGGUCAUUAAUUUUAUCACCAGCCGUUUCUUGGUUCAGACAUGUGCUGCUGUUCAAUCAGCCAGAGAGUAUUUUCAAACAUUCGGCGCACCACCCAGUCUCGAAAGCCUGUCUUGCGCUUUAUUGGUUAAUUUGAAACAUGAUCACGAACGAAAGAAUUGGAGGUGCGAGUAUACACGUAGAACAGAUACUACCGAAAAGGAAGAAAAGAAAACAUCCGACACCUCGGUCGUACCACCAAGUACGAUAUCCGUGAUCCGACUUGAUAAAAGACGUUGGGCUGGUGGUGCCUCGCACAAUCAUUAUAGUAUCGUCAUUGAUCCACCUCCAUCUCGUGUCACGGCAUUGGAAAAGUUGUGCGAUCCGUACGGUGUUUGGCUCAAUAUUGAGCAUACAGAGGAAUUCAUUAUCCCUCUACGUGGGAAGAUACUUGUCCUGAUUAAACCAGACCAAGUCUCUUCUGGUACCACAGAUAAUCAAUGCCACUUAAAUGUCAAUGGUGUUUCUACCGUCAUCGAUAAAGAAGUAUCACCGGUACCCAUUGCGGAGAAACCGAAAGCAGCAGUGUCGAAACAAAUCGUCAAAGAAGAAGAAAAAAGUGUAGAAAUAGAAGGGGUCAGGGAAAUGCAACCAUCAGCUCUACCGCCAUCACCACAGUUACCAGCUGUUAAACCUAUGCAGACAGAAGAAGAACAGGUCAAUCAAGCAUUGGAUCAACUUCCGAUUUCUCCUCUUGAUCGAGCCCAAGGUGCCCUGGCUUUCUUGAAGCAGACGGAUGAGCAAUUUGGAUGGACAGUGAUAUCCGAAAAUAAUAAGUCUGGAUUAAAGGUGAGUAAAAAGUCCGGCGUAAAGACCAGUAGUGGAUCAUCGCCACCGAAAAAAACUGAACAGGCAUCGGAAGUAGCGGCACCAACAAUAGAGGAUUCAAUGUCAGCCGCAAAACUGAUCGUACCCGAUCCUUAUAUGAUUUAUAAAGCAACCAAGGUGAUUGAAAACUUUUCUGUGGAUGAAGUGACCUCAGUUGUGACAGAUAUAAGUGAUUUAAGAAGGGGUUAUGAUGACACACUUGAACAUAUUGAUCUCGUACGUCAAAUCAAUCCUGGAUGCAGAGUGAUUAGCCAAUCGAUCAAGGCCAUAUUCCCAUUCAAGAACCGAGAAGUGUAUGCUACUUCAUGUCUUGCACAAGAACUGUCCUCACUUCCGUCAUCGCCCAACAAACGCACCAUGUAUGUAGAAAGUUCAAUCCCUGAAUUUCCUGUUGUGAAUAGUAAAAAGACUCGUGGUACCUUGUAUAUGUCAGGCUGGAUUCUGGAAGCAAUCGAUCCUUACACCACGACCAUCAACCACCCCAUCCCCUCCGUGCGAGUCACCUAUGUCACUGCACUCGAUCUAGGUACAUCUGUCCCCUCGUACAUUAGUAAUAUCGUAGCCAAUAAUUGGGCUCCUAAAAAGAUCCAGGCAAUUGAAGCGUAUUUGAAAUCCAAGGGUCCCCCACCUUUCCUUUCACAACCAAACCCAGCACUUGUUUUUUCCAAUAGUACACUUUCUGGGAAUGACGGAGAAGAGUGGCUAUUGAUCCAUACAAAUUAUGAUAAAGACAAGUAUCAAUAUAAAGUCACCAACCGAUUGAAAGUGAAUAAGAGAGCAUCAGAAGAUACAGGUGGGGUUAGUGGGAUUUCUCCAUUGCGUAGACCUAGUACACAUAUCGUUGGCUCUUCUGAUGUUGUUGGCCGGCGUGGAUCCUUACCUGUCAAUGUGCUUCCUAAAAAGCGCAUUGUUCCCACAAUCGCUAGCAAUGAGCCCAAGUCAGCACCUUCCGUACAAUCCUUCCAGUUCUUACAAGCAACCUACGACCUUCGCGCAUUUACCAAAGGUUAUGAAAUAGUAGCCCAGUUAUACGAUAUAUCCGACGAAUCCAAAAGGAAAAAUAUCUCGAGUAAACUAGUAUUGUCUAUUUCUGAACCUUUACUAUCUCAUUUUAUCGAUGGGAAAAAGAAGCCGAUGCGACAUACAGUUACAAUACAUGCUAACAUGACAGUACCUUCCUCUACCUCCAUCUAUGAAUUGGAUUUCUCAUUGAUGCCAGUGCGUGAAGAAACCGUUAGUACCAAAGCCGAGAAAUUAACAGUGUCCAAUGUAUUGGGUGAAGAUGUAGAACAUUACAAUGGUACGAUCAUUGUCAAUGGACAGGAAGCACAGAUUGAAACGGAUAUCGUAUUGAAGUCUCUACAAGAAGACAUGGAUGUGGAUUCGGUCUUGACGCCUGAUGAUAAAUCGAUACGAUCGCAUUUAAAUGAACAUGUUGAAGAUGAAAAUGAUUCGAAUAGUAGUAGUGGAAGUGAGGAUCAGGAUACAGUAGAUGAAGUAGGAGCGCAAUACAUGGGCGGUGUAGCAGCAGCAUUAGGAAACGUGUCUGCCGGUGUGAAUAACUUGAGUGCACGAAUGAUGAAUCCUUUUAGGUCAUCUCGUACAUUUUCAAUUUCGAAUCACGGCAAUGAGCAUUGGUUAGAAAAAAAACCGGAAGAACCAGAUAUGGCGUCUUCUGGCGAUGAAGAUAGUGAAUAUAAACGACGAUUUUUCUCUCGAGAAGAAAAGUAUAAGAUUAGCUCAUCAUCGACGCUGCAUGAAAUUCGAUUGUUGCGAAGGUCCUCAGAUACGAUGCGUAAGGGGAUGCUUUUACUAUUGAUCUGUCUUGGUGUAGCGGUUGUAUUUGCAUUGUUGAUGGUGCAACCAAUGUUAGAAAGGUAUUAUGCUUCUUUUACGGCUUCUUCGACCAUCGGCUCUUUAGAUAAAGCAGUGGAGCAAGGUUUAAUUUGUCGUUUACUUCAAAUACCUUGGUUCGGAGGCUGGGAUAUCCAGAUUAUUGCCAUCAAAAGGAAUGAUGUAUAACAAAAAAGGGGGUGGGAUGAGGAUCACAUUUAUGUUUUAUUGAUAAAAAUAAAAAAAAUCAAGACUUUU